UGACAUUUUUGAUAAGCGUUUUCGUUGUUCUAUGAGUGAAUCAUUUUUGUGCAAUUCUUAGAUUAUUUCUAAAUUUUCAUAAAUUUUUUAUUAUAUCAAAUCAAAACUUACCUGUUUCUAAUUGAAAUAAAAUAAUGGCUAAGAAUACCUCUAGUUCAGCUUUCCGCAAAAUUGAUGUAGAUCAAUAUAAUGAGGAUAAUUUUAAGGAAGACGAAGCAGAUGCAAUUUCAGCAAUUGUUGGCCCAGAUGAAAAUGAAAUAACGACACUUCUUACACAGGGUAAAUCUGUGGAGGCUUUAGUUAAUGUGUUGCAAAAUGCGCCUUUACGUUGCAAAAAUCAACAUGUGAAGGACAACGCCUUGAAUACAACUCUACGAGUAUUGCUCUCCAUCAAAUCAUCACAAAUGGAUCAAGCUGUGGAAGCACUUGAACAAAACGAUUUACUAGAUGUUUUAAUGAAAUAUAUUUAUCGUGGCUUUGAAAUUCCCUCAGAGGGCUCUAGUGGGCAUCUAUUGCAAUGGCAUGAGAAAGCAUUUGCCAAAGGUGGUGUGGGCUGUAUUGUGCGAGUUCUUUCUGAUACAAAUCGAGCAUAAAUUUUAUUACCAUUAAUCAACCUAAACUUAAGUGAAUGAAAAGAGCAAAAGUAAAUAGCUAUUACAAUAUUCCAUAGCUAUACUAAAAUGAAUAAUUAGUUAAACUCUACUACAUUAACAUACAUAUGUUGGUUAUUAAAAAAUGUUGCAAUACACUGGCGUUUUUUGUUGCAAUUGUUAUUCUACUGGCCGUCUUGCAUGGACUCUAAUAUGGGAACGAGUGUGUCGUGAGUCUGUCGUAGUAAAUAUGUUGUAUCAUGCUUUUUUUAACACAUGUAACAGUACGUAUAUAUUAAAAGAAAAAUUAUAGGUAUUUAUUUUUAAAAUUGAAGUAUUAAACCGUUCGUUUUCUAACUGCA
Messenger RNA from Bactrocera neohumeralis, 952 nucleotides. It is a transcript of the gene Arpc5, whose product is annotated as actin-related protein 2/3 complex subunit 5-C. The coding region runs from base 135 to 593 and encodes 152 amino acids. Gene Ontology annotation, cellular component: Arp2/3 protein complex; cytoplasm; actin cytoskeleton. The record is from RefSeq and is a predicted model, not a curated record. Gene Ontology annotation, molecular function: actin filament binding. Lineage: Eukaryota; Metazoa; Arthropoda; Insecta; Diptera; Tephritidae. Gene Ontology annotation, biological process: regulation of actin filament polymerization; cell migration; Arp2/3 complex-mediated actin nucleation. The transcript has 2 exons.